Molecule: messenger RNA, 2128 nt
Organism: Anopheles moucheti
Lineage: Eukaryota; Metazoa; Arthropoda; Insecta; Diptera; Culicidae
Gene: eIF4E1
Product: eukaryotic translation initiation factor 4E1
Exons: 4
Coding region: 109-774 (221 amino acids)
Biological process (GO): translational initiation
Cellular component (GO): eukaryotic translation initiation factor 4F complex; cytoplasm
Molecular function (GO): translation initiation factor activity; RNA 7-methylguanosine cap binding
Source: RefSeq, a predicted model, not a curated record
GAAAGAGCUCGACUAGAAGCGUCAUCGCGGAUCUUGCUCGUUUGGCAGUUUCGCUCAAGUUCUUUCUUUUCUCGUGAAAUAUCGAAAGAAUAGUUGCGGUGACCGACUAUGGCAGGAAAAACCAAUGAAGAAGCUGAGCAGCAGCAGCAACAAACGGAAAAUGAAAACGCAGAACAAAGCCAAAGCCAGGAGCUGGCCGAGCAGUCGAACGCACCGGAAACGAUCGAUCCGGAAUGUUUGAUCAAGCAUCCGUUGCAGCACACCUGGACGCUGUGGUAUCUGGAGGUGGACCGUUCGAAAUCCUGGACCGAUUCAAUGAACGAAGUAACCAGCUUCUCCACGGUGGAAGAUUUCUGGAGCCUGUACAAUCACAUUCGUGGACCGUCAGAGAUCAAGAUCGGCGGUGACUACAUGCUGUUCAAAUCACAUAUUCGUCCCAUGUGGGAGGACGAAUCGAACAAGCACGGUGGCAGAUGGACGCUUAGCCUUAACAAACGCUUGUCUGACAAAUACUGGCUGGAUACGGUGCUAUGUUUAAUCGGCGAAACGUUCGAACAUUCGGAUCAGAUCUGCGGUGCGAUUGUAAACGUUCGCCAAAAGAUUGAUAAAAUCUCUAUCUGGACUGCCAACUAUGAGAAUCGCGUUGCGGUGAUGAACAUUGGCCAGACGUAUAAGGACCGAUUAGGACUGCGUGAAAAUAUUCAUUAUCAGCUUCAUAAAGACACGAUGGUGAAAUCUUCGUCGUCCGGAACAAAAGCAACGUAUACCGUUUAGGAGAAUAAUGAACCUUGGAGCCUUUUUUCGUUGAACAAUAGUUUGUGUGCGGUCGCUAAGAAAAAGGAUAUUGAUGAAUGAAACGGAUCGAAGUGUGCGGUAAAAAAGAGAUGAGAAUAUGCAUGUCCUGUGCUAUAGAGGAAAGCAGUGAAGCGUGCGAAGAAUAUCGAUAUCCAAAGGGGGAAAACGGAUUUCAUUUUAUCGAGCUCUUGCGAUUGAAGGCGUGUUUCCAGUCCAUUUUUAGGUGGGUUUAAAAGGAGCGAACAGAAAUUGAAACGCAGCAGCAGGAGCCGAACAGCCGAACGCCGCGAAAAUGCUCUAAGCAUUAAAGCAUCGUUAACGUUGCUAAUAACUUUGGUUGAUCGUGCUUCUAGUGCUAGUCCGUUCGAUUUUAAGGGGCUUUUGUGUGGGACGGCUGUAGGAUAGAUAUAUUGAAUUGCUCACAAGGAAUAGUAAAUACAGGCCCGGCCGCGCUUCAUGAAACCGUCAAUCGAUCUACGAGUUCGUUAUCAACUGGAUCAUGGACUGAUUGUAUCCUCACUUGCAUCUCCGCAUCGAAGUCUGACCGGAAAGCCGUGAGUGUUCAAUCUGCAACGUCUGCCCGAAUUCGAUUUUUUUUUAUUUGUUUAGUUCUUCUGUUUCAAUUUUUUCUACGUGGAAGUUGCUUACCAAAUGAUUGCGCAUAUAUGAUAUUGGCCAAGGGUCGGAGUAUAGUGCCGCAUGUACCCGUGAGCUAACUGAAAUAGAAGGAGAGAGAGUGAGAGGAAGGGGAGGGGAAGUAUAAGGACGCAGUAAAGGUUCCUUUGUACAGACACUCUGUUGGCGCAGGAAAAGCUCUCCAGUCAGGUUCAGGUAACAAUGUUUUCAUAUUUUUAUACAUCCGCGUUGACUUCAAUUAGAAUAGUCUUCGGUAUCGGAUCAUUGCUACUUGUUUUCGGGGUUUAUUUGGUCGGUCGAUUAGCUUAUCGAUCGUAAAGAAAUGUUCAUGCUAGAGCAUAUUAGAGGCACGUAGAAGGAGCGUAAUUAAUUUGAACUACACAUCCGCAUGGCGUGAGCUUUGUUUUGCGCUGGUACGUAUUGGUAGCUAAGGAUAACCAAGGCAUGGAAUUGCGGUUUUGUAUUGAACAUAUAUAUGUGCUGGAACUAUCUCUACUAAUUAAUGUACUAUCGUUUAUGGAAUAAUUUGCAUAUAAAUACAAGCAUCUGCUCGGCAGAACGCGGAGCUACUGCUGAUUGUUUAAUUCAUAAUACAAUUUAUAUAACUUUUUUAUGUUUAAUCACAGCGUAUCGUAAAUUAUAUUGUAAAGCAAAACAACACAGGAAAAUCGUUGCAAAAAAAUAUAGAACAUGAGGU